GAAAAUGUGUACUUUAAGUCAACUUUUCUCUUCUCUUCAUUUAAUAUUCUUUAGUCUGGAGCUCAAGAUAAUCGGUGAGUCCUUUCAAUGUGUCAGAUUCGACGUAUGGGGAUUUUUAAGGGAUCUUUUACGCAAGGUGUGGAACUAUGAAGGUAUAAAAUGAUGACGUGCCUCCGAAUUCUUGCAGGAGUUUCCAGUAAAUUGUCGGCAUCGGAGAUUGAAAACCAUUUAGAACAAGGCAAACGAUUGUUGUCUUCAGGACAACUCAGCGAUGCUUUAGUGCAUUACCAUGCUGCAGUAGGUAAGUAAAAAAGUUGCGUCUUUUAUCUUGACGGAGUGGUACAUUUCCGAUCGAAUCGAACCGGCUUGUAUAUACCCUGUGAAUUUGUACCGGUGCGAAUUUCUAUUUCUUGUCCUUUGACGACUGUAAUUUUUAACUGUUUUGAUCGCCCUUUUUAAAUUUCAUCAGUUUUAUUUUUUAUAUUCUAUAAAUUGCAAUUUUCAGUUAGUGUUUAUAUAAUAAGCCAAAUCCGAAGUCGAUCUUGUCUCUGGUAGUAACUGUAGUAACCUACUUAUAAAGAUUGCGAUUGUUUUAGCAUUUUAAUUGGAUACCAUAUAAUUAUUUCCGUUUCCCAAGCUAUUCUUGCCCAAAUUUGCAGUUUAUAUUGGCUUUCUGCGGAGCUAAAACCGCUAUGUUUAUAAUCGGCGAUGUGAAGUAGUGAAAUCGAUUGGACAUUACACAAGGAGUAAGAAGUCUACAGAUAGUUAUUUGUAAACAUUCAGCUAUAUAAGUUUUGAUAGAUACCCCUUCUUCAAAGAAUUAGUAGUAUUUAAGAUAAAAAUGUUUGUUUCAUACAAGUUAAAAGGAGCUGAAAAAUAUAAGCGUAAUUUUCGUUGGGAAAUCAGCUGAUUUUGACAUAAUAGUACCGCGUGAAAGUUGCGCCAGUGAUUUAAUGAGAAUCCGACCAAUAGAAAUUUGCCAGGCAUUGUAUUUUGUAGGUUGUAAUGCAAAUACCUCUGGUUGAUUCAGCACUGUUGAUAAUUUUUUCCCUGAAAGAUGAUAAUUAUAAAAGAUGUAUAAUCCUAAGGCUGAGAAGAUUCAGGAUUACUGGAAAGGAGGAGCAUUCUCCCUGGGAAAUUUAUGUUUAGGCUUCUGAAUGUUGAUUUUAAUAUGCUGCUUUGUGAGGCAUUAAAAAAAUAUAUUUAACGUGCAGAUACUGACUUUUUAUUGCCGCAGAAAAAAAGCUAUCUGUCAUCACCUAUUGCCUAGCUAAUUACGACCACCUAUUGCCACAAUUAGUUUGUGCUGUUGGCAAUUAACUGAUUAAAGAUUAAAGAUUGUUUUUGCAUUUCUUUUUUAGAGGGUGACCCAGACAAUUUUUUAACAUAUUUCAAAAGGGCUACAGUUUUUCUUGCCAUGGGUCGUUCAAAGGCGGCAUUACCUGACUUGGAUCGAGUUCUAGAGCUUAAACCUGACUUUUUCCAAGUAAGUUCCUUUCUUAUCCAUAAUGCAGUUUUACAGGUUGACUGACAACUUCAGAGGCAGUGAUCCCUGUGUUAUCCUUUUUUUCUUUCUUGUUUUCCUGUCAUCCAUGAUCUAGCCUGGGUUGCGGACAUAACCUAACCUCCGUUAGUAAUGUCUGCAAAGCGGCCAUGAUAUCCAUGUUUUGGACCUCCAGGGGUUUUAAGUAGCCAGCAGAUUUGAAUAGAGUAACCGACUGUAUCAACAGUCCACAUUUUCAAGGGGUGUCUGGGAACAUGCUCCCUCAGAAAAUUUUAAAAUUGCAAAGCCCUAAUAAGUGAUUUCAAGCAUCUAGGGGACUAAACUGAGUAUAAAAGAGUGAGUUUUCUAGUCAAGAAGAUUUGGGUUUUAGUCAAAUUUUGAUUUAUUAGUCAGACAAUUAACUCCUGCAAGCAAUGAACAAAUGAUAAUUAUACUAAGUUACAUACAUUUCUGCGUGAACAAAUUCUAUUUUUUCCCAUGACAUUAUUGAAACUAGUUGCUUCUAGUUCGGGGGAAAGAGUAGCCAACUUUUCUGAACAAUGUAGCUGAUGGGUUUCGUCAGUAGUUGGUGCUUAUUGAAACCCCUGGGCCUCCAACAGACUACAGACAGACAACAUUUUGAAUUUCAGUUCCCUUCAACAUGAUUGGCAAUUGAUGAUGGCAUUUCUCCAAUUCUAACAGGCCAAUCAUGACACAUACUAAAAUCCUGGUACACAGGUGGGGUCCUGGAGCAAGGGAUUUCAGCACUGUUUCGCAAACAGACUUAACCAGAGGAUUGGUUUCGUCUGUUGCGCAGGGUACCAUGACCAUGUGGUUUGUAUUGUCCCCACUUAGUGGUUAUACACCGCUAUUACAGUUUUGACACUUUAAUAAAGGUUUCAUCAUCAUCAUCAUCAUCAUCAUCAUCAUCCCUCUUUAGGGUUUUGUUGGGUUGAGUAAGUUGGUAUUAGUUAUAGGGGUGAGUGAUCAUGAUAGAUAAUUAAUUUUAUAAAGAUUGUUGGUUUCCUUGUUUUUUCUGUAGGCACGGUUACAACGAGGAAAUGUUUUACUCAAACAAGGAAAAUUAGAUGAAGCGCACAUUGAUUAUGAAGCAGUGGUAAGUUCAACUUUCUAUCAAAGGGCAUUGUUUAUAAGUUAGUCUAGUAUUUAUAAUUGUUUUAUACCUUUUUCUGUGAAAAUUAUAAUCAUAUACCCACACAGAAUAUUAAUUUACUACAAAAUAACAGUAGUAAAAUAAUCUUAUUGUUUUUUAUUUGAUUGUCAGCUACGGAAAAGCCCUGAUAAUCCUGAGGCACUGCAGCAGGUUUGUAUGCAGUUGGAAAGAUUUAAGAAAUAUCAACUUUUUCCAUGUUACAACCUAUUUCCUUUUGCAUUGUCUGAAAUGUGUUUUCUGUUUGAUUUUCAGUUAAGCAUAAUAGAACCCAUCAAAAGAGAUGUGAUAGAAGCUAGGGAUGCAAUGAACAUGGGGGAUUACCCCAGAGCCAUAGAAUCUUUAGGAAAAGCAAUAGAGGUAAUAACAAUUUUGUCAAUAAUCAGUUAUUGUUUAUGUUACAGGUCAAAAUUAUAUCCAGGUUGAAUUUUUUUAACCUACAAUCGGCGACAAAAUGAGUUGAGACACUUCGCCCAAAACUGGGCUUUUUUACGUUUUAUUCACUUCAAAAGGAGGAAAUAUAGCUUUCCUCCCCCAUCCCCUCCGUGCAAUGUUGUGCCCUUGUUCUCGCUGCCUAUAGAAAACAACAAACACCCCAACUUUGAAUGGAGGGGACAGGGGAGGGGUGCGGAUUCUUUUGUUCUCCGAAAUUACCCCAUCUAAGAACAAUGUCUCAACAAUUUUGUCGCUGAUUGUAGGUUGAUUCUCAAUUUCCUUUGUCCCCUAGCCCUAAUUAUUCAUGAAAUAGGGAUGGGAGAGAAAGGAAAGAUUGAGGAUCAAUCUAGGUUAAAAAAAAUUUAACCUGUAACAUUUAUAAUAAUACAGUACUAAUAACGGAAAUGGAAGGACUUGACUAUCCUAAGCCUAACCCCUAACCCCUUUGUCAUACCUGCCCAUGACUACCCAACCACAGCAGAGUGAAAGGUGCUCUGUGUCCUUUGAUCUAAUCUUUGGAUGCCAACUUAUAUUUUGCUCCCUCUAUUAUUUUUUGGAGAAUCCUCACUACUAUAAGUACAGGGUAUAAGGUAAUUUUGCCUAACAUUUUACAGAGUCAAUUCCAAAAGCUUACAUUAUUGUAUAAGUUGCAGGUAGAUCCAGGAGCAUUCAACUGCAAGUUAAAUGUCAAAUGUCAAAUUUCUUUAUUUUUUCUUACUAAGCGCACUAUAAAUGAAUAAAUUAUUAUUAUUAAUUAUUAUUAUUACUUCCAGAUUACUCCAUGGGAUCCUGAUCUUAGAAUGAUGAGAGCUGAUUGUCAUAAACAAAUGGGAGACUAUAUCAGUGCUAUUUCAGAUAUCAAGUGAGCGUUAAUUAACUACAGAAGCAAUGCAGCUACAUUCCUACUCACUGCUGGCCUUUCAAGACAUAAUUACAAAUAAUGGGAAAUUGUAUAAUAUUUUUCAUUUCAUAUUUUUUUUUCCAUUCUUUUACCAGGCCUACUACAAAGCUAAUAAGUGAUAAUACAGGAGCAUACCUUCAGCUUAGUGAAUUACAUUAUGAUAUGGGUGAAUUAGAAGAUGCCCUAAGGUGGGUUACGUAGUUUUUAUUCUUUUUCAUCACUUGCAUUUUAUUAUUGUUCAAACCAAUGUUUUACAAGCCAGGUAGGAUUCCAGGAUUACGACUUUUUUACUUCUUAGUUUUACAAGUACUGACUUGAGAGUGAUGAGAAUCCCUGCUUAUAAUUUUCCAGUUAAAAUUGAACUUAAAUGCGUUAGUGUUGGUUUUGUUUUAAAAUGCGUCCAUAUGAUUUUUUUUUUUCAGAGAAAUUCGAGAAUGUCUGAAGCUUGAUCCUGAUCACAAGGAAUGCUUUCCUUUUUACAAGGUCAGUAUAAUAAUUAUUAUAAUUAUAAUAAUAAUAAUGAUGAUGAUUAUAAUAAUAAUAACAAUUAUUAUUAUUAUUAUGAUAAAAAUUAUUAUUAUAAUUAUUUUUACAUUUAGUGCAAGUUAUUCAAGCAAGUUCAACAAGCCACUAAAUAAUGAGAGCAAACUAGAUAAACAAUUUUUGUUGCAAUUUCCUUUUCAUUUAUGACACUCAAAGAGCAUUGAUUUUGUGGAGGUGAUAAGUGGGUGUGUUGGUUUGUUUUGACACAGCAUAGUUUGCUACACUAUGAUCAAAAGCUUUUGUGCAAAUCCAUUGGAUGGACUGUGGGCAAAAUUUACUCAUAAAUUACGAGUAGCUCAAGAACUAUGUAUAUUUCACCAUUUUUUGUAGAAAAUGAAGAAACUAAAUAAACAGAUGACAACAGCACAGGACUUGAUCAACAGGGGCGAGUAAGUUGUGAAAAAAUUAUGAUUGUUAUUUUACAGACACUUAGUCAUACCCUGCAUCAUGGACACACUUCCUAAAAGCAAAAGGCUGAUUAAGUAUGUCGAUUUUCAACCAGACCAAUUUAAAGCAAAUUUUGAGAAAAACUCAAAAGAAACUUGUUGGUGUCCCUGUUAAAGGAAAUUCUCCUUGGACAGGACUGGGUAAGCUGUGGUAUUUCACCACCAAGAAGUAACGUUUCAAGUAAUAUUUAUUGCUUGCUUUAUUGCAGAUACGAAGAAGCAUUAUCUAAACUAAAGCAGGCGCUCAAAACAGAGUCUAGAAUCCCUUCUCUGGUGGGAGCACUUAGGCGACAGAUGUGUCACUGCCAUCUGAAGGUGAAUGUCAAACUCCUUGGAGAUUAUUCUUUAAAUUUAUUCUCAAGACCUUUUCUUGACUUGGGUGAAGUGCUGUUCACUCUUACCCUUUAGGUCACAAGAGUGACCAACAUCAAUUUUCUCCUGACAACAUCAGCAGAUCAUCAAGAGUAAAGGUUAUGAGAAUUACUAAAUUGAUGACCAAAGGGAGAAUACUUUGAUCUUAAACCAAAUUCUCUCUACUAUUCUCAAAAGAAAUGUAUGGAGAAUUCUGGAGAAUUUGUGUGUAGAUCUUUAGGCUUGAAGAGUUAAGGGUGAAAUAAUCGUGAGUUUUGAGCUAAGACAAUGAGGAUGGCCUUGUAAUACGUUCAAGUUGCAUGUGGUCGAGGUUUAAUGAAAUUUUCUCGGCUUUUUUUUAAUGUUAAGCUUCAAAAUCCGAACGAUGCAAUCAGACAGUGUAACGAAGCCUUAAAACUUGAUGAAAACGAUGUUGAUGCACUUUGUGACAGAGCCGAGGCCAAUAUACUUAAUGAACAGUACGAUGAAGGUGAGUUCCUUUAAUUUCACUACCAAUUAAGAUGCACCAAACUUCUAUUUUUACACUACAUUGUAGGUUAGAAACUGCGCGCCCUCUUAUCCUCUUACCUGAAAAGAUUAUUUUUUCUUGUUAGAUUUGUCAAGUCUGCCUAUACGUACAUUUGGGUGUUUUCGUUUGGCCACCUUUCAAUACUCUGCAUUCUCUAAUCGCCAUCAUGUCAGCUAAUAUGACAGUAAAGAGCACUUGCAUACUUGCAUAUGUAACGAGAUUUUGAUUUUAAUAUCUUCUGUUAAACUUCGACAAACUUUUUCUUUCUUCACAGCUGUAAAUGAUUACCAAAAAGCGAAGAACAUCAAUGAGAAUUUACACAAGGUAGGCCGGUGAAAAAAUUUCUGGAGUUUCCCUUACAAUUUUAGACAGAUGAAGAAAAGUCUGUAGAUGCGGAGUUAAACUUUUCAACCCCUUGUUUGUUUGUUCUUCCCAGGUUCAGGAAGGACUUGAAAGAGCAUUGAGACUACAAAAGCAGUCUAAGAAACGGGAUUAUUAUAAAAUAUUAGGCUUGAAAAGGUAACGUUCUUUUUCUGCUAAACGCUACAUCGCAUUGAGCUCCCGUUUCUCCCGAGUAUUGAAAGUAAUUUCGUGAUUUCCUUGUUUGGUGUUUAAUUUGCCUUAGACUACGGUAGAGCUGGCCGCCGUUGGAAUUGCGCUAGUCUGCAGAGUGGGAGAUCGCGGGUUUGGUCCUCGGGGCCGGACCAACACUCAUGGAGUACUGCCUUUGCCUCGCAAACGGCUACAUCCUCGCGCGGCUCGGAGAAGAAGUCAUGGUCCCGUCUCCAGUAGGAGACCUAAAAUCAGUGCCCCUAAUUAGUACUUUCUUGGCUUUGUCAUUGGCUGAAAAUCUCACGCCUCUCUCCCAAUCAGAAACAAUCACGACUCACCUGCUCCCGUGCUUUUUCCCGCGCUUUGCGUCAGCUAGUCCCUUAUCUGAUUGGUUCUUAUUUUUCUACUUGAAUGCCGAUUGGCCAAAUUGAUCACUUUUUGACUGUUUUUAAAAAGACGCUGUUAUUGGCUAUUUCCGAGUUCCAAAAACCCUCAGCUUUCAAAUGAGACUAAGGGCAAAAAUGAAUCUUAUUUGCAUGAGAAUUAAAAAUCACUGUCAUAUCAAAAGCUUCGCGCUUGCCCUGGUUUAAAAGCAGAGGCUUGGGCAACGUUGAAAUCUCAUCACUUUUGCACUGUAACUCACUGGCCGUUUGCUUAUUUUGCUUUUUAGGACGGCAACAAAGAGAGAAAUAAUGAAAUCUUACCGCAAGUUAGCUGUGCAAUGGCACCCCGACCAUUACGAAGGCGAUGAUAAGAAAAAAGCCGAGAAAAUGUUCAUUGAUAUCGCAGCCGCAAAAGAAGUCUUGUCUGACCCAGGUAAGAGAAACUCGGUGCUCUGUGUUCUGACGGCUUUUCAUUCGAACAGUUAAUCGCAAACUGACCUUGGUCAAGAACAUUUAAACUCUUUGUAUCGUAAGUAGGUGACAAACAAACGCAACGCCACAGUAUCGUACUGCUCAUUUGAAUUGCCACACUUUACACAAAGAAUAAUUUAACAAGUUAACAAGGAGAUAAUCGAAAAAGAAAAUGGAACUCACCUAUUUACGUUUGGUUGGUUAUUUAGUGGGUUUUCUUUCUUCCAACUCAGAAACAGGGCGAUGACGUCGUUCUUGAAAACUUUGAAAUUAGACAAACAACAACUGUACAUGCGUAACAUUCAAGUUAGCAAACAAACUUCGCACGAUUGCACGUGCACGAAAGACUCGUCAAGAACACACUUUGCACGUGCGCACGUGCGGUAAGAGUCAGAUUCGCAAAACAAUAGAUUUAACCCAAAGGUUACUUGCUAUUAAAGAGGAAAGUUGAAAGUUGAGAAAGGCUUCGACUUUUGGAGAUGGCCUCAGCAAGCGUCAAGGAACAAAGGAGACUUAGAGGGUUCACAGACCGUCUAUUUUCUCUUAAAGUGUAUAUGACAGAAAUUUUUUUAUUUGCUUGAUAGAAUCUAUACAGUGUUUUGAUAAGGAAAGCAAAAAAAAAUUUUCGAUAGCGAUUUUUCUUCCCCGUGUUUUAACCUGCCAAAAACGUGAAAUUUUACUUCCGGUGAGCUACAAAACCGCGCUAGCGAAAACAGAAGACUGGGAAUGAUUAUGACGUCAUUUCAGGACAUUCUAUUUCGCGGCAGGCAAAUUACAUGGUCAUUUUCUUAUUUGUGUGGCAGUGUUUGGAGAAUGUUUUUUGAGUUUCCCUGACCUUUUUUGAUCAGAAACAGCAGAAAUCAAUAAAAAGUCGCUUAAGCUCGAAUUUAAUGGACUGUGAAAAAGAAUAAUGAGUUUUGAAAGCGGUACGGAACAGUCAGACGUGGAAUCGAUCGGGUCGCGCACUCACAUCUGCGAGACAGAGCUAGGAUCAGACGAAAAUGAAGAAGAUAUGUACUAUUCAGAUCCAGAAGGACCGUAUAUAGAUGAACCUAUUGCAGACGAGGAAUGGCUAAACAGAAUACAACCGAGAACUAGAAGAAAUUUAAAGGAGAAACCAGGAGUUACAAAACCGCUUUGACAGGAUUGUCGAACCCGAGACUUGGUAAGUGUUCGCUCUAUUUCUCACCUUUUAAUUAUUAGCCUGAAGAAUCUUAUCGUACUAAGAUCAUACCUUGCUGAUAAAAGGCAAGGAUAAAAGUCGUAUUCUUCAACUUAAAUACUACGUUCCUUCUUUUAAUUUCAAAGGUGCUCAUGUGGCAAUUGUGCUCUUGAUCGGCUGCAAAAUCCAUAAUCAUGGCUGUGUUCUAAGACAAAUUGAAGGGAGCCCAGUGCCCUGAACCUGUGAAAUCAAGGAUGCCUAGCAUAAUAUUAUAAUCUCUAAGAUUUUCUUGUCGCCGUAGAGCAGAAGCUUAUGUGCUAGGGGUCACCAUAUGCUGUUAGAACACAGCCCUAUCUGAGGCUGGCUGAGCCUUCUGCCCCUCUCAAGUCACUUUUUUCUUUGGGAAAAUCUUUUAUUUUUUUGGACAUCUAGGGAUUUUUAUUGUUAUCAAUAUUACUGUUAUAAUCAAGAAAAUGAUAAAUAUAGCCAUUAAAGCAACAUAUUACAUCUUUUGUUGUAGAAUUAGGAACUGGGAUAGCCCAGACUUAAUGCAAUUUUGAUUUCUUUUUUUUUUUGGCUUUUGUUUUGUUUUGUUUUUUGUUUUUUUCUUUGUAAUAAUCCAAUCUCAAGCAGCAUUUGUAAAUUGCCUAUAUGUAGCGAGAUUUACAAUUAUACAUUCAAAAAAACAAAUAAAGUUCCCAUUAUUAUUAUUAUUAUUAUUGUAUUGUUACAUAUUAUUAUCAUUUUAUCAGCAAUCAAGGUGGACUAAAUAUAUUUUUCCUAUUUUGCUUGCAGUAUCUGUUGUUUUUGCCCAAGAGGCAGCUGCAGCUACAGCACAGUCAUCAAGUGGAGGAAGAACAAGGAAUUGCACUGUUUGCAAAAGACCCAUGAGAGGGCACAACCUUCUAGUUGAUUGUCCAAAGAACCAGGCACGACAAAACAGUGGACAGUGAUAGCAGACCUUUUUAUUUUUUAUUUUCAGGCAAAGUCAAUAAGUUGCCUGGUAAUUGCUUAAUACAAACUGGGAGAGAUCUUUACAUCGCACGUGUUAUACAAUAGUCUGCAUUGUCCCGUGUGCCCGGCAUGGGAUUUUUUGGGGGUUAAUUUUUGGUCCAGGGAUUUUUUUGGGUUUUGCUGGAAGCCCUAGGGAUUUUUUGGGUCUUGACUUUUGGCUCCAUUCGAUCAUUCCCGUCACUUGAAUUCCCGAGUACCCCCCCUGGGACUGUAGAUACUAAGAUACAGAUAGUUUCUGUGCAAUCAGCUGAUGUUUUGCGUCAAUAUUAGUCCAAACUGGUAUAAAAUUUGUCAGUGGACUCUGUUUCGCUAUUUGCAUUUUAAAAUAAUGAUGGUCAUAAAGGCAAUAUCUUUAUUCAUUAUCUUCAAAACCAACAAAUUCUUCAUUCUCUUCUGAAAGUUCUGUUCUUAUUGCUGGCAGUGGAAUCCGCUUUCCCCCAAGAAAACCAUGUACUAGUUGCAUAAACUCUCUGUAGGCUACUCCACCAAGAAACCUGUUUAAAAGAAUGAAGACAUAAAAAUAAAUAUUCAAGUCAUGACCUCGCCCUGUAUUUCAACUCUGUGAGCCCAGUAUUACCACAUGACCAGUGGCAGAUGCAUUUCUAUUCCAAUCGUGCCCUUCCUUUGUGUCUCUAAAAUCCCCAUUUCUUUUAACAUCUUAUGAACUGAACAUUAUCAAAUCAACUGUCAAAUAUAGUUGAAAAUAGGACCAGGGUUGAAGAGUAGAGCAGAGUAAGAAAAGAUGAAAGUAGUCAGCAAAAGAUGAGAUCAAAAUGCUUUGUGUGGGGUUUGGUGUGGCUGGCACCCCCCUCCCCUCUCCCACAUGCACACACACACCCAGGCCCAGAGAAAAGUUUGAUUUUAGGGGUUCUGCAAAGUACAUUUUGCUUUAUUUUUUAUCAUAUGUUUUUUGUAAUAUAGUGAUUCUACUCAACCGAUUAAACAGGUAGUAGAAUGGAACACGCUAUCAUGCAUUAAUUCUAUUGUCUUUCAUGGGUCAGGUAAAAUCUCUCUAUUAUACAAAAUAAUGGGCAACAAAAACAAUCGAUUGAUUAUCUUUCUCUUAAAAUGGUGUUUGAACAAAUAACCACUGCUUCUGUUGCAACUGUCGGGCGCUUUUGCCGGCUAACGUUGCUUUUGGAGAACACAGUAAAUUAGCAAUUAGAGAUAGCUCUGACAGAAAAACUGGGCAAAACAUUACUCACUUUUCUUCUGUAUCAGUCUGACGAUACUUUGUACCGUCUAUCCUUUUGUAUUUACUUGCGGCUGAUCGGAGAGACCAUCUGUUAAGGCAAACGACACUGAAACCUGGAUGCAAUGUAAUACAUUCGGGACUGAUUUCCACCUCAUUCAGAACGGCGGUACUACCAAGUGAUUCCACACACUUUUCGAUUUCCUUGCAGCAGAGGCAUUCCCCGGGAUUUUGCAGCCGAUCAAGAGCACAAUUGCCACAUGGGCACCUUUGAAAUUAAAAAGAAGGAACGUAGUAUUUAAGUUGAAGAAUACAACUUUUAUCCUUUUCUUUUUAUCGGCAAGGUGUGAUCUUAGUACGAUAAGAUUCUUCAGGCUAAUAAUUAAAAGGUGAGAAAUAGAGCGAACACCUACCAAGUCUCGGGUUCGACAAUCCUGUCAAAGCGGUUUUGUAACUCCUGGUUUCUCCUUUAAAUUUCUUCUAGUUCUCGGUUGUAUUCUGUUUAGCCAUUCCUCGUCUGUAAUAGGUUCAUCUAUAUACGGUCCUUCUGGAUCUGGAUAGUACAUAUCUUCUUCAUCUUCGUCUGAUCCUAGCUCUGUCUCGCAGAUGUCAGUGCGCGACCCGAUCGAUUCCACGUCUGACUGUUCCGUAUCGCUUUCAAAACUCAUUUUUCUUUUUCACAGUCCAUUAAAUUCGAGCUUAAGCGACUUUUUAUUGAUUUCUGCUGUUUCUGAUCAAAAAAGGUCAGGGAAACUCAAAAAACAUUCUCCAAACACUGCCACACAAAUAAGAAAAUGACCAUGUAAUUUGCCUGCCGCGAAAUAGAAUGUCCUGAAAUGACGUCAUAAUCAUUCCCAGUCUUCUGUUUUCGCUAGCGCGGUUUUGUAGCUCACCGGAAGUAAAAUUUCACGUUUUUGGCAGGUUAAAACACGGGGAAGAAAAAUCGCUAUCGAAAAAUUUUUUUUGCUUUCCUUAUCAAAACACUGUAUAGAUUCUAUCAAGCAAAUAAAAAAAUUUCUGUCAUAUACACUUUAAGAGAUCUUCGAGCGUGGCUAGACAGCCUAGGAGACUGGAUAGACUCACAUUUUUAGACAUGGCUUUUCAGAAACAAACGUGCCUGUAUUUACUACAAGCGACUCCAGUGAAUAAAAUUUAUCUAUUUUGUUUUCAACAGAAAAACGGGCGAAAUACGACAGCGGUGAAGAUCCACUCGACCCAGAAGCCCAGCAGGGUGGUGGUGGCCCUUGGCAACACGGGGGAUUUCCAUUCGGCGAAGGAUUCCAGUUCAAAUUUCACUUUAACUAAAUUGUCAUCCUCCAGUUCCUUAGAUUUCAAUUUAUUUGAAUUGAUGUACCUGUGAUGACAAAAGGGACGGAAAGGCUUCUUCCGCAUGCAACUACAGCGAUUAGAAACAAUUAUAACAAUCUUAUAUAACUAUAAUAAUUACGAUGGUUAUGAAUAGUCAUUAAAUUAUCGUAAUUAUUAAAGUAACCUCACAAAACUAUUUACUAACUUAAGUCACUUUACCACUAGCAAGCUUUGCCUUGUCCUCUUGAAUAGUUUCUAUGUACGUUCAGAACAUGGAAACUAGUAAAAAAAAAACUUCAUUUAUUUUGCGUUUUCACUGACAAGCAAAGCUUGCUAGUUGAAAUGUGGCUUAACCGGCAUAUCUUUGUGUUUCGUAAAAUUUUCCGAGCUGAGAAAUAAACUUUGUGGAUAAAUCUUUUCUUAUAAUCCUACUUGAGUUAACGUUUUGACGUUGAAAUUGUACAGAGGUUUUGAUAUUCUUGUAAAUUCUACGGGUGUAAGUUAACUUAGCUUCUUUGCUUUUGGUCUCGAGUUUACGAUGUUCCCAAGCAACAGUUGCUAUGUGAAAUA
Molecule: messenger RNA, 12511 nt
Organism: Porites lobata
Lineage: Eukaryota; Metazoa; Cnidaria; Anthozoa; Scleractinia; Poritidae
Source: the annotation of a GenBank genome assembly